UUCCUUCUCCAUCUUUCUCUACUACUAGCUUUUCUGCUGCACCCGUUAUCCAACAUUCACGAUCGUGGGCAUAUUUUCGAGGGCAUCAUUACUCUGUACUUGAGGUCUAUCGAGGGCUCUGUGGGUCUGUUGCUACUGAGGGUAUCCAGAAAACUCAUCGCAGGUUCUUGCUUGUCUUAUCCUGCCGACGAGUUCUGUUCCAGGUCCGUCUGUGGUGUUGCGCUUCCAGCAGAAAUUCGCGUUUCUGCCAGUCCUUUGCGAAAGCAAGUGACUACGUGAGGUCGAGGGCUUUUAAUUCCACACUGUGGAUUGAGGGUUUUGCCGCACCAGCUGAAAAUUUCGUUCAGUGCUUCUAGUGGGAGAGGAAAAUAUCAACUCGAGGGUUGCAAGUUCGUAUCAUCCCCUUUAUGGUCUCCUUCACAUCAAACUAACCAUGCCGCUCUUUCAGUUCGUGUUCAAUAUGUCCAAAGUCAAGUCCAAGUCCGUCCCUACCGCCAGCUCUAAGCCCGAUGUCCUGUCGAAGGUCAAGGGCGCCGCUGUGGCGAAGCCUUCGCAAAGUGUGAAGGCCAAGAGCAAAGUGAUCGCGAAAGAGGUCGCUGCAAAAGGGCAGAAGAAAGACAAGAAGAACAAAAAGGUCCCUGUCAAGGAGCCGACUCCCGAACCAGAGUCGAGCUCUGAGGUCGAGAGCGAGGACUCGGCCAGCUCCGAGGAGGAAUCUGAGAGUGAAGAUGAGGUCAAGACAAACGGUGCCAACGGAGUGAAGAUUCAUGAGGAAGAUGAUUCUAAGGAAGAUUCUAGCGAUGAAUCCGACUCUGAGGCGUCGUCGUCUGGGGCCGAAGCUCCUAAAGCGAACGGUUCUGUUGCUAAAGCAGAGGCCGACACCGACGCUUCCGAAAGCGAGGAGGAAGAUGAUGAGGAUAGCAGCGAAGAGGAAUCUGACGAAGAGGAGAAGCCUGCCGUUAAGGGUGCUAAGAAGGCCAGCGUCGCUGUAGAGGAAGAGGACGAGUCUGAGGAGAGCUCAGACGAGUCGGACAGUGAUGAAGAGACUGCUGCACCCAAGACGACAAAGAAGGCCAAGGCAAAUGGUGUCAAACCUAGCGCUGCUACUGAGAGCAGCGAUGAAGACGCCGAGGACUCGGACGAAAGCAGCGAGGAAGAUCAGAGCAGCGAUGAAUCUGACGAGUCCGAGGGAAGUGACGAAGAAGAAGAGGCUGCUAAACCUACCAAACGAAAGGCCGAAGAUGUCGAGGCGCCCGCCGCAAAGAAGACAAGGGUUGAGGAGGACGGUUCGAGAGGCUCCAUCCUCUUCGUCGGCAACCUCUCCUGGAAUGUUGAUGAGGAAUGGUUGAAGUCGGAGUUCGAAGAAUUUGGCGAGCUUGGUGGUGUUCGUCUGAUCACUCAACGUGAGGAUGGCAGAUCCAAAGGCUAUGGGUACGUGGAAUUUGUCAAUGCGUCCGAUGCGGCCAAGGCCCACGCAGCGAAGCAAGGCUACGAACUUGACGGCCGUGUCAUGAACGUCGAUUUCGCCAACAAGAAGCCCGAUGCCGGUGAAAAACAGGAGAAACGACGCCAGUCUUACGGCGACCAGCUGAGCGAGCCUUCCGAUACAUUGUUCCUGGGCAAUCUGUCUUUCGAGAUCACCGAGGAUGAUGUCUACAACAUCUUUGCGCCCUACGGAUCACCCACUGGUGUCCGUAUCCCCACCGAUAAAGACACUGGCAACGUCAAAGGGUAUGGAUACGUCACCUUUGCGACAUUGGAGGAGGCCAAGAGUGCGCUCGAGGGCGCGCAAGGUUCCUACGUCAAGAACCGCCCCAUGCGCGUGGACUACGCCCAACCUCGCCAACAGAACGGUGAUGCACCAGCUCGUGGUGGCGGGUUUGGUGGAUUCGGUGGUCGCGGCGGCCGUGGAGGACCCCGUGGAGGCCGUGGAGGCGGCAGAGACUUUGGCGGACGAGGAGGACGAGGAGGCCGUGGUGGUCCUCGUGGAGGCGCUCGCGGUGGACGAGGCGGCACUACCAAUCGCGGCGGCUUCGGUGACUUCUCUGGCAAGAAGACCACCUUCUAAGUUGAUGGCAUCCUGAGAAGUGGUGUCUCGUCAACUUGGAUCGCAUAUGGAUCUCUGUACGGCGUUGCGAGUUGGAACACCAUCGUCUGGUUGAUCCAUGGAUUGUACCUGGAGCAUUUUCCCUUGUGCGUGUGUUGUGCAUGGAAACACUACGACCGUGAGGAUGCGAAGGUAAUGGCCCUAAAAGUUCGAAUUGCUUUUCUUUGCUUGAUCUCUUUCCUGGGUCUAAUAGAGGGAAUCGUCUUUCUUGUACAAGGUUGUAAGGUUCAAUGGAAAUCUCAAGAAUGAAACACACCCGACUUUCUAUUCUGCGUUUGACUUCGUUAGCUCCACUCUAAGUACUGUAGUUCUCGUGCGGUGUUCGUGGGCAUACAACUCCCCGAUGUCGGCGCGGGGAAGACACAGACACCACGAUACGGUGAUACGGCCCUUGGAAGUUGGUGAC
This is a messenger RNA of Cladophialophora immunda, 2513 nucleotides long. RefSeq lists its product as uncharacterized. Gene Ontology annotation, molecular function: mRNA binding. Bases 434 to 2068 code for a protein of 544 amino acids. Gene Ontology annotation, cellular component: cytosol. The record is from RefSeq and is a predicted model, not a curated record. The transcript is spliced from 2 exons. Lineage: Eukaryota; Fungi; Ascomycota; Eurotiomycetes; Chaetothyriales; Herpotrichiellaceae.